AUGCCCCAUCAACGCGAUUUAAAUACAGAACCCUACAACGCCCACUUGACACCAAAUCAAAUAAAGAACCUGAGACCAAAGAAUGUCUUUCAUACAACGGAUUUGGGUACCAAAUGUGGACGGUACUAUUGUGCAGUUUGUGGUGAAUGCAAUCCAGCCGUCUCAGAUCCAUCUACACGAUGUAUGGAUUACGUAGCAUGCACAACACUGCCCGAUACCCUUUACCACGCCACUGAAGCGCACAUAAUAGACGACUAUGUUCAACAACGAUUCCGAGAGAAGAGACGAAAACUCUACGAUAGGCACCAAUGA
Molecule: messenger RNA, 312 nt
Organism: Rodentolepis nana
Lineage: Eukaryota; Metazoa; Platyhelminthes; Cestoda; Cyclophyllidea; Hymenolepididae
Source: the annotation of a GenBank genome assembly